Knipowitschia caucasica is the source of this 1044-nucleotide messenger RNA. NCBI's taxonomy places the organism in Eukaryota, Metazoa, Chordata, Actinopteri, Gobiiformes, Gobiidae. The record is from the annotation of a GenBank genome assembly.
AUGAGGGAGGAUCAUCUCAACGGGCAGUCCAAACUCGACAGAACAACGGACUCAAUUCCGCUCCAGCUCCUGCAGAUUCACGUCCCUGCCCCGGCUUCAAGUCCGGCCCUUCCUACGGUCCCCUCCUCCCUCCAUGUGUUUUUGUUUUUUGGACGUACUGGGAUCCGUCCCUUGAGGGUGCGAUCGGGGCAGGUGGAGCCGGGGGAGGACGCUGCCGUAAAGACCGCGGCGAGCUCUGGAUGCAUCGUGGACGUGACGCGCGGCUCCGACUCUGGACUCGGGGGCUCAGAGCGCUCCGCUGAAGUGAAGGGGGCUGUGGUGGUUAGCAUCUCACAGGUCCAGAGUGAUAAACGCUCUUUGCAGCUGAAGUUGGAGGAUGUCAGCCGUCUGUUUAAACACACUGAGAGUCGAGAGCGAGCCCUGCAUUAUGAACAAGGCUGCCUCUUGGGCACAGUGAAGGAACUGCAUCAGAGUCUGGAGGCUCAGUUUCACACCAGAGUGGAAAAUGAGAGACUGCAGAGUCAACUGGAGCAGCUGAAGAUGGAACAUGCCAAAAAGGCUCAGGAGGGAGAGGCCGAGCUGCAGAGGUUGGUUUCUGAGAGGAACGCAGACACAGAGCACCACCAGAGGGUGCUGGAGGAUGUGAGACAGCAGAGCAGGAGGGAGGUGGAGGAGGCCAAUGCACAGGCUGCACUCAACAUGGCGGCCAAUGCGGAGGAGGUAAAGUGGAUGCUGCAGCAGAAGGAUGAGGAGCUGGAAGAGCUGAGGAGCAAACUCAAGGAGCAGGAGAGAGAACGCAACAGUGAGCUGCUCCGGCUCCAGAUGGAGUUUGGAGCAAAGUUGGCCCGUGUCCAGAGUUCAGUCCAGACAAACCAGCCACUGCAGAGUGGACCUAACCUAGCUCAGAACAUCUUCAAGAGGAAGCUGCAGUUCUUCCAGGAGGAGAAGAACAAGGAGGUGCUAGCUCUACAACAGCGAAUCAGAGAGCUGGAGGAGUGUCAGCUGACCGGGCUCAAGCGCAGGAAAGUCUCCUUUAACAUCUGA